AUGUGCUGUACUCAUCAAGACAUUAAUGAAUGCGAAACUGGAGACAAUCUUUGCAACCAGACUUGCAUUAAUACGGUUGGUAAUUAUUCAUGCCAAUGUCAAGCAGGAUUUGAACUUGAUACAAACAAUUUGGACUGUAAAGAUAUUGAUGAAUGUGCCAUCACUCAACGCUGUCAUCAAAUCUGUAUCAACGAUUAUGGUAGUUAUAGUUGCGAAUGCAGACCAGGAUAUACAUUAAAUAGCGAUAAUAAAACAUGCUCACAUGAAAAUGAAUGUGAGAACAACCCUACAAUUUGUGCAGAUAAUUGUACUAAUACAGAAGGUAGCUACUACUGUAGCUGCCGCACUGGCUAUCAACUUAACACUGAUAGGAGAACUUGUCGAGAUAUCGAUGAAUGUAGCAAUAGUGGAUUAUGUCCGAGCAAUUCCAUCUGUGUUAAUAGCCUCGGCUCUUUCAGCUGUGAUUGUGUCGAAGGUUUUAUUGCUACUGGAGGAAUUUGUCAAGAUAUCGAUGAAUGUAUCCGUCCCGAUCUUAAUCUUUGCAGUCGUAAUGCAAUAUGUGUAAAUUUUGCUGGUAGUUACAAUUGUUUGUGCGAUAGUGGUUUUCAGGGAAAUGGUAUCAUUUGUGCAGAUAUCAAUGAGUGCAAUAACGCUAACAUAUGUGCAAAAGAAACUACUUGUAAUAACCUCGUUGGUAGUUACCAAUGUAUUUGUAACAACGGAUAUACUGGAAAUGGAACUGUUUGUACCGAUAUCGACGAAUGUUUGAAUUCUUCCACCCUUUGUGCAAAUAAUUCUGCUUGUUUAAACACUGUUGGUGGAUUUCGGUGUCAGUGUGAAAACGGAUAUAGUGGUGACGGCAUUACAGGAUGCACAUGUAGGUUCAUCUUUUAUGGACUUCUUAAUGUACACUGUACAGAUCUAAUAAUCUGUACUAAUUGA
This is a messenger RNA of Trichoplax adhaerens, 942 nucleotides long. RefSeq lists its product as uncharacterized. The record is from RefSeq and is a predicted model, not a curated record. NCBI's taxonomy places the organism in Eukaryota, Metazoa, Placozoa, Uniplacotomia, Trichoplacea, Trichoplacidae. The coding region runs from base 1 to 942 and encodes 313 amino acids. Gene Ontology annotation, molecular function: calcium ion binding. The transcript is spliced from 7 exons.